This is a messenger RNA of Puma concolor (puma), 6510 nucleotides long. NCBI's taxonomy places the organism in Eukaryota, Metazoa, Chordata, Mammalia, Carnivora, Felidae. The record is from RefSeq and is a predicted model, not a curated record.
AUGACCUUGCUUCUUUUUCUAUCUUGUUUGAUUUUCUCCUGCUUGACCUUCUCCUGGUUAAAAUUCUGGGGGGAAAUGACAGACUCCAAGCAAGUCACCAAGAGCACACCCGAAGGGAGCUGUAGCCCAAGCCAAGCGCCUUUUCCAGCCUCAGACAGCUCAGGGGAGCCGCCGCAGAAAGAUGAUAACAACGGUCCUCUGCCAGAGACUCCUAACCGGGCUGAGCCAGCCUCCCACAGAGGUGCCGACGAUACCGAUCAGCAAAGAACUUCCGGGCCACCCCCACACCAGAAUCCCCCAGGAGACUCCCUUUCCUCUGAUGACACCUCCCCAGCGCCCCAAGCCAAUGCAACGGGGACCGCAGACCUGAAGACCCCAGAUACCGAUGGCCCGUCGUCUCCAGCCAAGCCCCAGGACCCGCGAGCCAGACCCCUCUCCAAGAAAGACGAGAAGCAGGAGCACAUCAAGAGGCAGCUGAUGACCAACUUUAUCCUGGGCUCCUUCGAUGACAACUCCUCCGAUGAGGACCCCAGUGCCGGCUUGUUCCGAGAGUCUCCCCGGAAGGGCAGCCGGGCCAGCCUGGGGACUCUGUCUCUGGAGGCUGCUCUAACUGCAGGCGAGCCGGAGAACCCCGUCCCCACCAUAAGACCCAGCAUGUCCGGACUCCACCUGGUGAAGAAGGGCCGAGAACUAAAGAAGGUGGACCUGCACAGAGACUUUACCGUGGCCUCCCCGGCUGAGUUUGUCACGCGCUUCGGGGGGGAUCGGGUCAUUGAGAAGUCUGGGGCCUUUAACCUCCAGGACGCAGAGGCAGCCAAGGGGGCCAGUUCAGAGCACAGAGUCUUGGUCACCCUCUCGGUGGCCGUCCGUAGUCCUGCAGUGACCUUCAGCGUCUCAGUUUUUCUUUCCUUUCCUCAUUUAAUUGCAGAGUAUAUCAAGAUGGCAGAUCAGUACGUCCCUGUCCCAGGAGGGCCCAACAACAACAACUAUGCCAACGUGGAGCUGGUUGUGGACAUUGCCAAGAGGAUCCCCGUGCAGGCGGUGUGGGCUGGCUGGGGCCAUGCUUCCGAAAACCCCAAACUCCCGGAGCUCCUGUGCAAGCAUGAGAUUGCUUUCUUAGGCCCUCCCAGUGAGGCCAUGUGGGCCUUGGGAGAUAAGAUCGCCUCCACCAUUGUGGCCCAGACGCUGCAGGUCCCAACACUGCCUUGGAGUGGAAGUGGUCUGAUGAUAGAGUGGGCAGAAGAUAAUCUGCAGGAGGGGAAAAGAAUCAGUGUCCCAGAAGACAUUUACGACCAGGGUUGUGUGAAAGAUGUGGAUGAGGGCCUAGAGGUGGCAGAGAAAAUUGGUUUUCCCUUGAUGAUCAAAGCUUCUGAAGGCGGUGGAGGGAAAGGAAUCCGGAAAGCAGAGAGUGCUGAGGACUUCCCAAUCCUUUUCAGACAAGUGCAGAGUGAGAUCCCGGGCUCCCCGAUCUUUCUCAUGAAGCUGGCCCAGCACGCCCGGCACCUGGAGGUCCAGAUCCUCGCCGACCAGUACGGGAACGCCGUGUCUCUCUUCGGGCGUGACUGCUCCAUCCAGCGGCGGCAUCAGAAGAUCAUCGAGGAGGCACCGGCCACCAUCGCCACACCGGCUGUGUUCGAGUUCAUGGAGCAGUGUGCCGUCCGCCUGGCCAAGACCGUGGGCUACGUGAGCGCGGGGACGGUGGAAUACCUCUACAGCCAGGAUGGCAGCUUCCACUUUCUGGAGCUGAAUCCCCGCCUGCAGGUGGAGCACCCGUGCACGGAAAUGAUCGCCGACGUCAACCUGCCGGCCGCCCAGCUACAGGGGUUUAAGCCAAGCUCCGGAACGGUUCAGGAACUGAAUUUCCGCAGCAACAAGAAUGUGUGGGGUUAUUUCAGCGUGGCUGCUACUGGCGGCUUACAUGAAUUUGCGGAUUCCCAGUUCGGGCACUGCUUCUCCUGGGGAGAGAACCGGGAAGAGGCCAUUUCGAACAUGGUGGUGGCUUUGAAGGAGCUGUCCAUCCGGGGCGACUUCAGGACCACCGUGGAGUAUCUCAUUAACCUGCUGGAGACCGAGCGUUUCCAGAACAAUGACAUCGACACAGGGUGGUUGGAUCACCUCAUCGCUGAGAAAGUGCAGGCUGAGAAGCCAGAUAUCAUGCUUGGGGUGGUGUGUGGAGCCUUGAACGUGGCCGAUGUGAUGUUCAGAACCUGCAUGACGGAUUUCCUACACUCGCUGGAAAGGGGCCAGGUCCUUCCUGCCGCUUCUCUGCUGAACAUCGUGGAUGUGGAAUUAAUUUAUGAUGGUGUUAAGUACAUUGUCAAGGUGGCCCGGCAAUCUCUGACCACGUUCGUCCUGAUCAUGAACGGCUGUCACAUCGAGAUCGACGCCCACCGGCUGAAUGACGGCGGGUUACUGCUGUCCUACAAUGGCAACAGCUAUACCACCUACAUGAAAGAAGAGGUUGACAGUUACCGUGUUACCAUUGGCAACAAGACCUGUGUGUUUGAGAAGGAGAACGAUCCCACGGUCCUGAGGUCCCCUUCGGCCGGGAAGCUAAUACAGUACACGGUGGAGGACGGGGGCCACGUCGAGGCUGGGAGCAGCUACGCGGAGAUGGAGGUGAGCACAGAGCCCGCCCCUGGGGUGAGGCUGCAGCCGGGUCUCCCCUCCCCCCACUCCCCAAGGGAGGACCAUCCGCCAUCAUCCAGUCUACACCUCUCCCCUGGGCUGCCACCUGCUGACCUCCUCAGAGAGCCAGUAUGUGGGGUUCGGCCCAAAUUCUCUCCAGCCGAGCCAUUCACAGGAGAGCUCCCUUCCCAGCAAACUCUGCCCAUCAUUGGAGAGAAACUACACCAGGUUUUCCACAACGUCCUGGAAAACCUGACCAACGUCAUGAAUGGCUACUGCCUGCCAGAGCCUAUUUUUAGCACAAAGCUGAAGGAGUGGGUGCAGAAACUCAUGACGACCCUGCGGCACCCGUCCCUGCCGCUGCUGGAGCUGCAGGAGAUCAUGACCAGCGUGUCGGGCCGCAUCCCCGCCCCCGUGGAGAAGUCGGUCCGCAGGGUGAUGGCUCAGUAUGCCAGCAACAUCACCUCGGUGCUGUGCCAGUUCCCCAGCCAGCAGAUAGCCACUAUCCUGGACUGCCACGCGGCCACCCUGCAGCGGAAGGCUGACCGGGAGGUGUUCUUCAUGAACACCCAGAGCAUCGUGCAGCUGGUCCAGAGGUACCGCAGCGGGACCCGCGGCUACAUGAAGGCAGUGGUGUUGGAUCUCCUGAGAAGAUAUUUACGCGUGGAACACCAUUUCCAACAAGCUCACUACGACAAGUGUGUGAUCAACCUCAGGGAGCAGCUGAAGCCAAACAUGUCCCAGGUGCUGGACUGCAUCUUUUCCCACGCGCAGGUGGCCAAGAAGAACCAGCUGGUGAUCAUGUUGAUCGAUGAGCUCUGUGGCCCAGACCCUUCCCUGUCGGAAGAGCUGACCUCCAUCCUCAACGAGCUCACUCAGCUGAGCAAAAGCGAGCAUUGCAAAGUGGCCCUCAGAGCGAGACAGAUCCUGAUCGCCUCCCACCUCCCGUCCUACGAGCUGAGGCACAACCAGGUGGAGUCCAUUUUCCUGUCCGCCAUCGACAUGUAUGGCCACCAGUUCUGCCCGGAAAACCUCAAGAAAUUAAUACUGUCAGAGACGACCAUAUUCGACGUCCUGCCCACUUUCUUCUACCACGCUAACAAGGUCGUUUGCAUGGCGUCCCUGGAGGUUUACGUGCGAAGGGGCUACAUCGCCUACGAGUUAAACAGCUUGCAGCACCGGCAGCUCCCAGAUGGCACCUGCGUGGUAGAAUUCCAGUUCAUGCUGCCCUCCUCCCACCCAAACCGGUAUGGAAAAAACAUCCUUGUGGAAUAUGGACUCCGAAGAAUCACAUUCCUGAUUGCCCAAGAGAAAGAAUUUCCGAAGUUUUUCACAUUCAGAGCAAGAGAUGAGUUUGCAGAAGAUCGCAUUUACCGUCACCUGGAACCCGCCCUGGCCUUCCAGCUGGAGCUCAGCCGGAUGCGCAGCUUCGAUCUGACGGCCGUGCCCUGCGCCAACCACAAGAUGCAUCUGUACCUGGGCGCCGCCAAAGUGAAAGAAGGCGCGGAGGUGACAGACCACAGAUUCUUCAUCCGCGCCAUCAUCAGGCACUCGGACCUCAUUACGAAGGAAGCCUCCUUUGAGUACCUGCAGAACGAGGGUGAGCGUCUGCUCCUGGAAGCCAUGGAUGAGCUGGAGGUGGCGUUCAACAACACCAGUGUGCGCACCGACUGCAACCACAUCUUCCUGAACUUCGUGCCCACCGUCAUCAUGGACCCCUUCAAGAUCGAGGAGUCCGUGCGUUCCAUGGUUAUGCGCUACGGCAGCCGGCUGUGGAAACUCCGCGUGCUGCAGGCUGAGGUCAAGAUCAACAUCCGCGAGACCACCACCGGCAGUGCUGUUCCCAUCCGCCUGUUCAUCACCAACGAAUCGGGCUACUACCUGGACAUCAGCCUCUACAAAGAAGUCACCGACCCCAGAUCUGGAAACAUCAUGUUUCACUCCUUUGGCAACAAACAGGGCCCCCAGCACGGGAUGCUGAUCAACACUCCCUACGUCACCAAGGAUCUGCUUCAGGCCAAGCGAUUCCAGGCCCAGUCCCUGGGCACCACCUACGUGUAUGACUUCCCGGAGAUGUUCAGGCAGGCUCUCCUUAAACUGUGGGGCUCCACAGACGACUACCCCAAAGACAUCCUGACAUACACCGAGCUUGUGCUGGACCCUCAGGGCCAGCUGGUGGAGAUGAACCGCCUCCCUGGAGGAAAUGAGGUGGGCAUGGUGGCCUUCAAGAUGAGGUUUAAGACCCGAGAGUAUCCAGAAGGGCGGGACGCGAUCGUCAUCAGCAAUGACAUCACCUUCCGCAUUGGAUCCUUCGGCCUGGGAGAAGACCUUUUGUAUCUGCGUGCGUCUGAGAUGGCCCGGGCGGAGGGUAUCCCCAAAAUCUACCUCGCAGCCAACAGCGGGGCCUGUAUCGGCCUUGCAGAGGAGAUCAAGCACAUGUUCCAGGUGGCUUGGGUGGACCCAGGAGACCCCCACAAAGGAUUUAAAUACCUGUACCUGACGCCUCAAGACUACACCAGAAUCAGCUCCCUAAACUCUGUCCGUUGUAAACACAUCGAGGAAGAGGGAGAGUCCAGGUAUGUCAUCACGGAUAUCAUCGGGAAGGACCGUGGCCUGGGCGUGGAGAACCUCAAGGGCUCGGGCAUGAUUGCAGGGGAGUCCUCCCUAGCUUACGAAGAGAUCGUCACCAUCAGUAUGGUGACCUGCCGAGCCCUUGGGAUCGGGGCCUACUUGGUGAGGCUGGGCCAGCGAGUGAUCCAGGUGGAAAAUUCGCACAUCAUCCUGACGGGAGCCAGCGCUCUCAACAAGGUCCUGGGCAGAGAGGUUUACACCUCCAACAACCAGCUGGGCGGCGUGCAGAUCAUGCAUCACAACGGCGUCUCCCACGUCACUGUGCCAGACGACUUCGAGGGCGUGUACACCAUCCUGGAGUGGCUGUCCUAUAUGCCAAAGGAUAAUCGCAGUCCAGUCCCCAUCACCACACCCUCGGACCCCAUUGACCGAGAAAUUGGAUUCUUCCCGUCCAGGGCUCCCUACGACCCCCGGUGGCUGCUUGCAGGACGGCCUCACCCAACUCUGAAGGGAUCCUGGCAGAGUGGAUUCUUUGACCACGGCAGUUUCAAGGAAAUCAUGGCACCUUGGGCCCAGACGGUGGUGACAGGAAGAGCGAGGCUAGGGGGGAUCCCUGUUGGAGUGAUCGCCGUGGAGACGCGGACCGUGGAGGUGGUAGUGCCUGCAGACCCUGCCAACCUGGAUUCCGAGGCCAAGAUAAUCCAGCAGGCGGGCCAGGUGUGGUUCCCAGACUCAGCCUACAAGACGGCCCAGGCCAUCAACGAUUUCAACCGAGAGGGAUUGCCCCUGAUAAUCUUUGCCAACUGGAGGGGGUUCUCCGGUGGCAUGAAAGACAUGUACGACCAGGUGCUAAAGUUUGGAGCCUACAUCGUGGACAGCCUCAGGCAGUACAAACAGCCCGUCCUGAUCUAUAUCCCACCCCACGGGGAACUCCGGGGGGGCUCCUGGGUGGUCGUGGACUCCUCCAUCAACCCCCUGUGCAUAGAAACGUACGCAGACAAGGAGAGCAGGGCGAGCAUUCUGGAGCCGGAGGGAACAGUGGAGAUUAAGUUCCGAAAGAAAGAUCUGAUAAAGACCAUGAGGAGGAUCGACCCAGUUUAUAAGAAGCUCGUGGAACAGCUAGGAGUGUCCGAGCUCUCCGAUAAGGACCGCAGGGACCUGGAGGGCCAGCUGAAGGCCCGGGAGGACCUGCUCCUGCCCGUCUACCACCAGGUGGCGGUGCUGUUCGCCGACCUCCACGACAGGGCCCACGGCAUGCUGGAGAAGGGUGUCGUCUCUGUAAGAGCCUGCAGCUGUGGGAGCCCCACAUGA